ACUUAGUCGUCGACCACGCUUUCACUGAAUCGAUCGCCGAGAACUUGAAGUCGUCAACUAGCAGUUACCCAGCCUUUGAACGAUGUCUUCUAAAGCCCUUUUUGUGAUUGUCCUGGGGAUCCUUUUAGCCAGUACUUGUUUUGUAAUGUCGUCUAAAAGAAAACAAAAGUUAAAAACCUGGAGAGGUCUUGCAAAGUGUCUCCAGAUAGCCGGUGCAGGUACUGUUCGACGCACAAACGCUUCCUUCGCAAGUGACGUUCUGCGCUUCAUUCACCGGAAUGGUUACCUCAUCGUGCCACCAUCAAAUCCUCCAACACCUCAACAAAUAAUUGUACCGCCUUUAUCAAAGACUCCUGGAAAGAACAGGAGAGACCUCCACUCCUCCGUUAAGCAGCGUAGUUCCGAUAGAUGUCCAUUCAACAUGACAGUUGUUGAUUUUGUUAACACCGUUCCGAGGUUUCUGAGCAAAGCCACUUGUGAUGGUUGUGAUGCACGCUGUAAGCCCGUGAUGUACACUCAUCAGGUAUUAUUUAACAAAUGCAGUGACUACUGGAUGUGGACGGAAAAGACACUGGAAGUCGCCUUUGUCUUGUAGAUGGAGGACUAACUGUUGGCUUUUUAACCAAUUCUCAGUUUGUUAUUUGAUACAUUAUUCACGACAUUUUGUUUUUAUUUGGUAAUAAACAAAAGUUUGUAAUCAAAAGUCUGUGGCGUAGAAAAGAUCUUUGUUUAUCGUGAUAACUGUACUCGCAGUUUAGUAAGCUAUGUUUCAAUUAGGUUCCAUUUCAGAGAAGAGGAAAAUCUGUUCGGUGACACCAUGAUCAUGUAAUUAUCUCUGCCUGUCUUGAUUUCUGUGCAGGAACCUUCUUGCCAACUACUCCUCGUGUAUUUUCUAUAAUUUCUAGUUCAUUUAUCGACCAUAUUUUGGGACGAAUUUACAGUGAGAAAAGGUGUACAUCAUUUUGAAUUUAGCGCAAUCAAUCAAUAUCGAGGUGGCUGUACUUGUAGCCAAACUUUUACUUUUAUCUACCACUUUGAAGUUUUAAUGAGGAAGCUUACUUCAAACUUUAAUUUAAGGAGAAAGCAGU
Molecule: messenger RNA, 1088 nt
Organism: Pocillopora damicornis (cauliflower coral)
Lineage: Eukaryota; Metazoa; Cnidaria; Anthozoa; Scleractinia; Pocilloporidae
Source: RefSeq, a predicted model, not a curated record